CAAUAAAAGUUGGGAAGGGUCCCCGGCAGCAGGGAUCACCUGACACUAGUAAACAUGGGGGCUGCCGUGGUACCUGUUGCUGUCGUCACCGCCUUCUGGGCCGUAAUUGGUAUUAUAUUGCCCUUUAUUGUGGCGAAAGGACCAAAUAAAGGAGUAACACAAGUAGUGUUGGUGAUUACAGCAUCAACAUGUUGGCUAUUCUGGCUACUGUGUUAUAUGCAUCAGAUGAACCCUCUCAUCGGGCCACAACUCCACAACACAACUAUUCUGGCUCUAAAGUACCUCUGGGACGGGACUAUAACAUUGGAUGAGUUGGAUAAUGGAACGUCAACCACAAUGGAAACCGGAGAAGGAACUACAACAAUGGCUAUGGAAAGUUAAGCCUUUUAAUUAAUUUUGCCAUAAAUGAUUAUCAUUGAGGGAAGCUAAAAAAAAAUUCUGAAGCAUUUUAAGAUCGCAUGGCCUAGUUCAGAAUUAUUCUGAUGAGCACUUCUUAACCCAAGAAUCUUUCCAAGUGUUAAGUGUAGCCCAUCCUCCUGUACACAGCAACAAUAGGGGGAUAUGUACAAAUUGUGAACUUGUGUGAUAUGCAAGUCUACAAUUUCUCCCACAGAAAUAAUGAUCAAAAUGAAAUGAUUGAAAACAAAAAAAAUGCCGGUGUAGUGUUUUCAUUGUCAUUCCAUUUAUUAUUAUAAUUUUUUUUUUUUUAAUAAGGCAUGCAUUUAGUUUUCAGUUGUUCUCAUUUCAAUAGGACAGAUUGUGGUGUGUGUACCUCACAAUAUGCACAAUAUGUACGUAGAGUCUAAUGUCAUUUUAGGAAGUCUUAACAGAGGGAUGAUUUAGGUAAAUGUUUUUAUUUUUGAUUUUGAUAUUUUUAAUAGAUUUUAAUUACUGCACAUGAACAGAAAAUAUUAAACAUUUCUGGUAUUAUUUUAAAUAGAUUAAUAUUUCAGAACGUGUUAAUAUUUGUUUAUGUACUUUAGUUAUUUAAUUGGUAAGUUAUUGGUGGAACUGUGUAAAUUUGGACAGGUAAUAUGUAUAUUGGUUUGUGUGCAGCGAGUUGUAAAAAUUAUAUAUAUAUAUAUUUUUAGAAGAAAAUGUUUAGUUACUAUUAAAAAUAUUUAGCUUUGUAUACUAAAUAAUAGAGCCAGCUGUGUAAAUAUUUACCCACAUUCCACUCAAAUCUGCUUAAUAAUAAUGAUGCAUAGAAUGAGUUUUAUUGUCAAUGGGAAAUGGUAUACUUUUAUUUUAAAUAUACUGUGUACAUUAUA
This is a messenger RNA of Procambarus clarkii (red swamp crayfish), 1271 nucleotides long. RefSeq names its product V-type proton ATPase subunit e 2. Gene Ontology annotation, cellular component: proton-transporting V-type ATPase, V0 domain; plasma membrane proton-transporting V-type ATPase complex. Gene Ontology annotation, biological process: proton transmembrane transport. Gene Ontology annotation, molecular function: proton-transporting ATPase activity, rotational mechanism. The record is from RefSeq and is a predicted model, not a curated record. NCBI's taxonomy places the organism in Eukaryota, Metazoa, Arthropoda, Malacostraca, Decapoda, Cambaridae.